Penicillium vulpinum is the source of this 882-nucleotide messenger RNA. Its product is annotated as putative esterase/lipase. The transcript has a single exon. The record is from RefSeq and is a predicted model, not a curated record. Gene Ontology annotation, molecular function: hydrolase activity. NCBI's taxonomy places the organism in Eukaryota, Fungi, Ascomycota, Eurotiomycetes, Eurotiales, Aspergillaceae. Bases 1 to 882 code for a protein of 293 amino acids.
AUGGAUGUUCUCAUGUAUUACUAUGACAAAUGCUUUGCAUUUAUCAUCCGAAGAUUUAUGUGCCUUGCCAUACCUGUGUCGGCUAGUCCAGAUGAAAUUCGCCAUAUCAAGUCCCGAGAUGCCGGUCGAACCAUCAAGGUCCAUCUGUAUCAGUCGUCUGGCUCAGGCCCAUCACCUGUCCUCCUCAACUUUCAUGGAAGUGGCUUCCUUUUACCCCUGCACGGCAGCGAUGAUGAGUUUUGUCGACGCAUUCGUCAAGAAACCAAGCACACUGUCUUGGACGUCCCCUAUCGUCUAGCUCCAGAACACCCAUUCCCCGCCGCGCUGAACGAUGUGGAAGACGUCAUCAAAUAUGUGCUCACAUCUCAAAACGAGUUUGACCUGACCCGUGUAUCUAUAUCUGGAUUUAGUGCUGGUAGCAACCUUGCGCUGGCAGCUGCAUCAAACCUCUUCCCUCGCGAUACUUUUCACUCCCUGUUAGCAAUCUAUCCUGUGACCGAUAUGAGCCCUGACCCUGCUUCGAAGAUGGCACCGGUCAGUGGAUACUUGGGAAUUCCUCUUCCUGUCAUGCGCCUCUUCAGACGAUGUUAUAUUCCGUCAUCCAUGGACAAGCGUGACCCGCGCAUUUCGCCGCUUUACGCUGAGGCGGAUCGAUUCCCGCAACGUAUCCUUAUGAUUACCGCAGAUGGCGAUACUUUCGCGCUUGAGGCUGAGGAGCUAGCACAGAAGAUUGAAAAACUGCAAGGCUGGCAUGUGAUCAGCGAGCGCAUGCAGGGAUGUAGUCAUGGGUGGGAUAAGAACACGAGGGUGGGAACUCCGCAAUACGAAGCCAAAGAGCGGGCUUAUAAAUUGGCGUUUGACAUAUUGAACGGGUCCAGCUAG